AUAUAUUACACAAACAAAUACAAUGUUUGCAGCGUCGAUCUACAUUGUAUAAAGUGCCUCAUUAUCUUUUGGUUCUCUGUUUCUUGUGAUCGGAUCAAACUUUCACCACUUGUGUUUCCAUACUGCAUACAUGACGUCAGGCGUCACAAUAUAUCGGAAGUAGGAAAGAAAACCCCAGCAAUCAAAACAGACUAUGGCAACCUCGUUAGACGAAAUUUCCAUCGUGGAGGAUGUGACUUUGUGUUCAAUAUGCUUUGAGAAAUUCAAAAAACCGAGGUAUCUCCCUUGUUCUCACUCGUUUUGUCAUAGUUGUUUAUCAUCCUACAUUGCCAGCGUGCGUACGUCUACGGAACCCCGUUUGGGUUUUCAUUGUCCGCUAUGCCGUGAGUACAUUCAUUAUCAAGGCACAAUUGAUAAGCCAGAGGAUAUUGUAAACUUAUUUCCCGAAAAUUACCUUCUAGAAAAGAUUCUUGAGAAAGGUGACCAGUUGAAUUGCGAGUCUUGUCUUAGAGACAACGAGGAAGAAGAGGCUAUCGCCUUUUGUGCCACGUGUAUGGAGAAUUUAUGUCAAGUUUGUACAAAAUGUCAUAAGAAAGGCUUGGUCACAAAAAGCCAUAAAGUGUACCAACUAAGUAAAAUGAAAUCGUCUAACAUUUUAUCCGAUUCGGUUUCAAACUUAUCCUGUUCAAAACAUAAAAACAGAGAGAUAGAACUAUUUUGCAACGACCACAAAGCAUUGUGUUGUACAAUGUGUGUUAGCACGGAGCACAGAAAAUGUGACCGCGUUGAUACUGUUGAAGUAGCUGCUAAAUCUUUACGUGAAAGUGGAAAACUAAGUGGUCUGUUAACUGAAGUUAAGAAUCUUGAGAAGAAACUGACUGGCUCAAAGGCAAGACAGGAGAAAAACAUAACAGAAAUAGAAGAUAGUGUCGAUAGCUUGACGGAAAAAGCAGAAAAAGAGCUGAAAAUUCUAGUUGAGCAUUUGGAAAAGCUGAAGAAUGAUCUCUUACAAAAAAUAUCCGUGGCAGGCAAAACAAGUCAAGAAAAAAUUAGGAAAAGUUUGGAGAUUGUCACUGACGGGAUUUCUUGUGCAAAAUCUUGUGGGGAUAAAGUUGAAAGAGCCAUGGAAAAGGGAAGUGAUGUUCAAUUACUGAUGGAAUAUUAUUUAGCCAGAGCUACUCAAGAGCAGAUGAAAUCUUUUCAGUUCACAGAAAAAUAUGUAAGCAUACUGGAAAACAAACCUGAAAUGUUACAGCAAAUUAAAGACAUGAAAACUCUGUCACAGAUAGAAGCUUUUGAUAUGGAAAAAGAUGUGAAUCGUGUGUAUGAAAAAGAGCUGUCUUUUAAACAGGAAUUUGAUCUACUUAAUGCUAAUAUUCGCAGUGGAAAUUUUCUUUCAGAUGGCACAUUUGUAGUUGUAAAUCAUGAGCUUAAUGGUCAGUGUUUUUUUUAUGAUGAGAAUUUCACAUGCAUAAAAACAAUUGAUGGGUUGCGACUACCGUUUGCAGUCAUUGAAUAUGCCAAUGAAUUUUUCGUUACAUGCUUUGACACACAAUCCAUUAAGGUUUUCUCAACUUCUAACUACUUAGAAACACAGAAUAUUAAGCUAGAUAUAUACGUUUACGGAAUAGCAUGUAAAAAUGACACCUUUUAUGUGGCAUGUGGAGACAAAAUUAUAAAGAUAAAUAGAUAUGGACACAAAAUUAAAGAAUACAAAACAGGUUCACGUGUUGUUCAUCUUCUUGUAUUAAACAGUGUGGAUCUUGUUUACAGUAACAAGGAGAAAAACAUCGUGACUGCAAUGACUGAUAAUGGCAAUACUCUUUGGGAAUACAAAUCAUCCAAUUUAAAGGGACCAUAUGGACUUGAAAGGGAUAAUGCUGAAAACAUUUUUGUUGCUGGUACAGAGAGUAGAAACAUCCACGUUUUGUCCUGUGCUGGAGAAGUCAUUAGGGUGUUUAGUAAUAUGCCGAGACCAGUCUUUCUAGCAGUGAAUGAUAAGAAAAACAUAUGCUGUGUAUGUAGUGAAUUUAAGAAGAUUAAAGUUUAUGAACUGAAAUAGAGCAAUGAAAUCUAUUAGCUUUGUUAAUUAAUACCUCUCACAUAUCGAGUUGUUGUCUGGACUACCUGUUUGUGAUGAAAAAAUAAUGAAAAGAUAUAUUGUGUCUUUGAAAUAAUUUUGGAUUUACCAUAGUUAUGCACUUUGUGUUUGUUAGGGAUAGGGAUGGAAAAUAAUACAUUUUUGUAUAUGACCAUUCGACGUAGCUAGUGUUCUUACAAAUGUCAAAGAUUGUAUUUUCAAGAGGGAAAAGGAGGAAAAUAAAUGCAAAAAUUGACUUUAUUUCAAAAUAUACUUUUUAUUCAAAAGAGUCUUUCAGAAGAUAAAUAUUUCAAGGGAAGAAAACAAAGAUGUUUAUUAUACCUCAUUAUAAAUAUUCUACACAACGCGUUAUCUGAUUGGUUCUAGGUUAUCACGUGAUCGGGCCGUAAAACUUCAUAUUUCCCGUCGUCGGCACGCGCUUUUCAUCAUAUUCCACCUCUUCGGAACACCUAGUGAAUUUUCCCGCAAUAUAGUUCUCGUUCGUUGAACGAAAACUCCUGAGAGUAGUAGACGUCACAAUAGCCUGGUUUACCUCACAAAACUGAUGACAAUGUGUUGACAAAAGGGUUUUAAAGUAACUUUACGUUAACAAUGGUGUGAAUUAGAGAGCGGUGCCGAAUUUGAAAGUUUAUGUUUAUUUCAAAGGUUUUGCUUGUUUCGGUAUAAUAAACAAUUCAUUGCAUGAAUAUUCGGGAAACAUGAAGACUUG
Messenger RNA from Saccostrea cuccullata (small rock oyster), 2810 nucleotides. RefSeq lists its product as uncharacterized. Gene Ontology annotation, molecular function: zinc ion binding; protein binding. The transcript has a single exon. NCBI's taxonomy places the organism in Eukaryota, Metazoa, Mollusca, Bivalvia, Ostreida, Ostreidae. The record is from RefSeq and is a predicted model, not a curated record. The coding region runs from base 194 to 2062 and encodes 622 amino acids.